This is a messenger RNA of Phytophthora nicotianae INRA-310, 603 nucleotides long. RefSeq lists its product as hypothetical. The record is from RefSeq and is a predicted model, not a curated record. Lineage: Eukaryota; Oomycota; Peronosporomycetes; Peronosporales; Peronosporaceae. The coding region runs from base 65 to 496 and encodes 143 amino acids. The transcript is spliced from 4 exons. Gene Ontology annotation, molecular function: protein binding.
UUCAGAUCUGAGUAAAGUCAAAGUAGACUGUUUUUAAAGCGCAGACCUAAAAUUUGGUGCAAGCAUGAGCGUCAACGUCUGGACAGCGUCGAGUGACGGCGACAUUGAGAGCGUCAAGGCUUUUCUGGCUAGCGGAGGAGACGCCAACGCCAAGGACGAGAAUGGAUACACGCCACUACAAGCGGCGGUGAGCUACAAUCACAUGGAGCUGGUGGUGUUCCUGUUGGCAAGCGGCGCGGACGUCAAGUUGGGAGACAACGAUAUGGACACGCCGCUGCAUCGGUGCGAGACGGUUGAGUGUGCCAAGCUGCUACUCGAGCACGGCGCGGACCUGAAUGCACGCAACUCAGAGGGACAGACGCCAUACGAUGUUGCUAUCGAGGACGAGCACGCAGAGCUCAAGACGCUUUACGAAAACCUGGGAGCCGAAAAAUCGGACAAGAUUCCGGAAGAGGAGGAGGAGAGCUACCCAAAUGGCGUCUACCUGGAAGGAUAGUUGCAUUUUUGAAAAGUAUUUCGACGUUGAUCUGCUACCAUAUUGAAUCUUUUCGUUGCAAUUUGAUUGAUCGUGUUCACUCAGCAAGAGGUUGUCAACAUGACCCG